Messenger RNA from Drosophila serrata, 1027 nucleotides. RefSeq lists its product as uncharacterized. The record is from RefSeq and is a predicted model, not a curated record. NCBI's taxonomy places the organism in Eukaryota, Metazoa, Arthropoda, Insecta, Diptera, Drosophilidae.
UUUUAUUUCAGAAUUUAUGCAAGCCGCGAUGACUGACAAUACUCAGUUGGAGGUGGAGGAACCACAGAAAGUGCAGAAGGCGGUGCCAUCAUCGCCUGGCUUGGCCACCAAGAUGCGUCCCACACGCUCCACUGCAGAGGAGCGGAUCGAUCAGAAGCUCAAAGAGGUCAAGCAGCACAUGCCGCAUUUCGACGACAUGACCAGCUACAUGAGCACUCUGCUCAAGCCGGUGAAUGGCAUGACCAUGACCACGGCCAAAAAGACUGCUCCAGUGCAGCAGACCUCGCCGGGUAAGCCUUCAUCGCCGGGCAGGGCUUCUUCGCCGGGCAGGGCCUCACCGGCCAAGCCCACUUCGCCGGCUAAGCACACCUUGGUACCCCCUCUGAGUGGGAAUUCCUUGGUCAAUUUGGUCUGCGGAUGCAACCCGGAGACACAGUUACCUGGAUCUCCAAUACUAUAUCCAUUUGACGAUUCAAUGGGGGUGCCUGGAUCUCCUGUAAUGGAUCCAUUCAAUCGGAUUAACGAGGUGGAGUUCAUUCCGGCGAUAAUAACACCGCCGGAUGUCGAGCCUGAUGCCGAGCCGGAUGACGAACCUGUUGCCGAGCCGGAUGAAGAACCUGUUGUCGAGCCGGAUGACGAACCUGUUGCUGAGCCUUUUGUGGAGCCCAUUGGCAUUGAGCCCGCAUACGAGGCGGUAAAUGCCUGGGAAUGCGCUCAAGUGGACUCGACCGUCGAACAGGUCAGGGUGGUCGCCAGCGGCCUGACCAUGUUCGCCCGGAAUCGUGAUGGCACCUAUGACCUGUAUACAGGCCUGCAGCCUUCGACGCCUGAGAUGGGAAGUUCCAAUUUCCGGGAGAUAACGUUCAACGAUGGGCCGCUGGUCAUAUUGACCCGCGACGACGAAGGCAAGCUCACUUACGAUCCCAACGAUGCGGUGACAAUCGAUAUUGCAGACAACAGUCUGUUUGUUCUUAACACCGACGAAUCCUCAAAUACUUGAAUAAUUGACAAUCGAUAUUGCGAUAUU